Messenger RNA from Pomacea canaliculata, 3935 nucleotides. RefSeq lists its product as uncharacterized. The record is from RefSeq and is a predicted model, not a curated record. Lineage: Eukaryota; Metazoa; Mollusca; Gastropoda; Architaenioglossa; Ampullariidae. The transcript has 8 exons. Bases 541 to 1557 code for a protein of 338 amino acids.
AAUAUCGCUCGCUCGGCGGCUCGUAUCUCAAAACACUCGUAUGUCAGGGCACUCGUAUGUCGAGGUACCACUGUAUAUGUCAACAGUAACAAAUGCAUCACCUCUGUCGUCCGAGCAGUUACAAUAUUGUUACCUAUCGGUCGACAUUCACUAUUGCAAGAUUGAAUUAUGUAGCUUUAUUUUGACCAUGAUGUUGAGUAAAGAUAUUAAAGAGUUAUAGGCAUUCACUCUCAGAUUUUUGAUAUAUGCACAAGUAUGCCUGUUGAUAUAUUUCCCGUAUAAUCACGUGAUAAAUAAUAUAAAGCUUUUUUGAUGUGAAUCUUCCUCAUCUGCAGACGCAGCCGAUGGCAGGGAAAUACCCAACACCCGGAAAUAUUUUCCUGAUAUCAGUGAUUUACUUUUCACAUACGCUUCAGAGGUCCACACAUCAAGACAGUGUCGCUUUUCACAAUCUAGACUGUGUACAAAGUUUGUGUACAUUGUUUUAUGUAGUUUAAACCGUGGUGUUGUAAGCAACGGUUUCUCGACCAGGAAUCAAACAUGAGGACUGGUUCUUGGAUUGUGCUGCCUUUUGUCAUUGCUUGUUUUGUGCAGUCAACAUAUUCAGAUUCAGGGCAGCCAAAUGUGCUUACAACUGAUUGUCCAAAGUACGUUCGUGAAGGCAACAAUCUGUCCUGUACAUGUCAAACAACAGACAACACUGUUAACCCAUAUUGGAAAGAGCAGAGUGGUUCUGCACAACUGGUAAAAAACAAUGUUAGUCGCCAUGACAACGGAACAGUUUUCACAUGUGCGAUGAAUUUGGAUGAAGUAACCGUGAAUUACACCUUACUUGUAGCCUAUGGUCCAGAGAAAGUCCAAAUACUAGGACCGUCCAAUUUCACCACCAACGGUUCUCAAUACAUGACCUUGACCUGCAAUACCACAGGCUCCUACCCAGAAGCCAACUGUUACUGGGGAAAUGUGAGAUGUCAGUCACCCAACCCGACUCCAACUUGUAUCUUCAGACCUCGGGGAAGAUAUGACGAAGGAAAAAACAUCUCCUGCUAUGCAUUUAAUAAAGAAUCUGAUACGCGCUCAGCACCUGACAUUUUUACUCUUCGUCUACAUUAUCCUCCGGAGCUUGCCCCACAUAUCACUGCAAGAAGAAAGGUCAACUCAACAACAGUGGACAUUGUCACCUGCUCUGUGACAGGUGGCCAUCCUCAGGUGUCGUUUGUAAAUCUUACCUGCGAUGACACACGCAAUUCUUCGCUCUCCGAUGACUCACCAGAGACAAACCAGACAGAUGUUGUAUUCACUUCUAUUGUCUUUGCGCUGGUGGGACCUCGCACAGUUUCAUGCACUUGUCAGGGUGUGUGGUCACCUCAGCAAGACAUGUACCAACACAUCGUCAACGCCAGCUUCUACUUCUCACAUGAGAAAAGACACUCACCGUUAGACUUACUGAUGGCAGUAAUUAUAGGAUGCCUGACCUUUGUUGCCCUCAUAGCGGUGUGUGUUUUCACAGCAGUCUUGUGCAAACGACUUAAGACAGAACAUUAUCAGACAUUUUAGAAAAAGAAUGCAUUGUUGACAACCAAAUCAAUAAUGAUAAUGUCAAAAAGAACAAAGAUUCAUCAUCAAGUGAUUGCCUUACACCCGAUACACCAAAGUAAAGAUGAAGGCUGUUCAGCGCCACACAGUGAUCUGUGCGAAACUAAAAACGAUUAUGAAACAGAGGAUUCGUUCACUUUGAAUUUCCCGUCGGUAGCUGGACAGGAAGAAAAGAAGCAACAGAACUACUAUGAUCUGUGUGACAUACCGGACGGACAAACGGCUGCCCCUAGCGGAGGUCAACAUCAAGAAUCAGAUGAUCACUCUGACAUCGUUAGGGUCGAUGGAAAAACCUGAAUCAGAAACCAAAUCUGCUUUAUAUUCCAUACUGGACACCACCGAGCUAAAGCUUCCUGCCAAAAAGAAAUCGGGUCACCUUGCUGUCCCCUACUCCAUUGUUGACGUGUGUGACCAGCCAUACAGCCGGCCAGCAUCUACUGACUCGAAAAUAUGUACCACCAGACCAAUGGCGGCACAAAGCAGGGGAAGCUCACCUAUAAUGAAAAAAGAGAUUGACACUGGUUACCUUAUCCCAAAAGAAAAAGAAGAAGCUGUUGAUUGUUUGCGCGAGCCCAACGUGUACAAUGUUUUGAGACUCAGCAACGCGGUGUCCUCACGCAGUAGUGACUAUAAGAAAGUUCCAGAAGUAAACAGAAAGAGGGAUACAGUCCACGACAACUACUCGAACCUGUCCAGGGAAAGUGGGAUAUAUCACCAAGAGGAGAAGGCAGCUGCAGGGGAUGAUCUGAGGAUCAAUGGUAACAAACCUUUAAUAAGACCUGUCGAGGAGGACAAUACCAAUGCUGAAUGCAAAGAUUCCGUUUACUACAGCGCAGAGUCUGUCUUAAGUGACAGCAUCGAAAUAAUGGACGAGUGUCAGCCGUACGUGUACGAUGAGUCUCACUACAACAGGAUCUCUCUCUGCAAUGUGGAGGAACAGAUGCCACUCUCCUUAGAUGGUGAAAACGUGUACGAGUCUCUGGACGGGACCGGGAUGUCUGCGCCUCAGUGACCACGUGACCCACACCACGUUCUUCCACUGCCUUUUUUCCCUCCUCAAAUUUUUAUGAUUUUUCUUUCUUCCUUCCUCAUUUAAUGUCGAAAAAUUUAAUUCAAUGGCGUAGUCCUUUCUAUUCAAGAUCGUUGGUAUUAAAGAUCUGGGACACAAUCCUCAAAAUAAAUUGAAUAUAAGGUUGUUGCCAUUUAGUUCAUGGCAGAGUCCAUGUUGCAUGGAAAUAAUUCCAUUGUACGUUUUAUAUCGCUACUCCUUCCAGCCCUUCAAUUUCUUUUUCGCUCUUUAGUUACAAACCGCGAGAGGUUUGGGAGACUAUUUCAUUUUUAUGGCGAUUUACAUUAACUUUUAAUGGCAAUAAUUCCGAAGGUGUAAUAUUUUUAACUAUUUUGCAAUACAUGCUUUAACAAUGUUAAAUCGGAGGCUUUUCUCUCAGUGUAGUGCAUUUCUUAGCACUUUUUAAAAAAUUCAUGCUCAAUGACAAUUUAAAUGUGCAUACUUUUGGAACAAUUUAGGAUCUUUUACUGUUCCUUAAUAUACCAGAUGUGACACAUUUUCAGUUCAGGACAAUUACCACAAGUAUUAAGACAGGUCUUCAGUUUAACAAGAUAAAAAUCUGUGCAAGUCGCAUUAAGUGGAUCGCAUUAAGUUAAAUCUUAGGAUUUAAAAGUGAAACUGUUUCAGACAUGAGUGACAUGGAAGAGUAACCACUUACAGCUCACAAAACAAAAGCGAAACUAUUAAAACAACAUCGGCAAAUAAAGCAAAAGAGUCGAAAGAGAAAUACUAUAAACUCUUUGCUUCUAGCAGUAACAGUCGUAGUAACAAACAAUAAAAACGAGAUUAACAAACAAAUUGGUGCAUGAAGCAAUCCAUUUUAUUACUCUUUUGUAAUAAGUCUCUCGUGGAAAUGCAUAGGCUAUAAUAAUGAUUCUAAUGUGAAUAUCUUCCUGUAUGAUAUGACAUGAACAAUGACAAAUCUUUGCGUGUAUAUUUUUUUUCCUGCCGAAAUCCCGCAAACCAUUUGCAGCUGUCCCUAUUUUAAAAGGUAGUACCCCUUUAGGAUUGUUUUUCAGACUUUCGAGAAAGUUUCGACAUGCUUUUUUGCAUGGAGAGCAUUUCAUUGACGAAUGUCACUGUGAUCGAGUUAUAAGAGACAUACCAGGACAUUCACAUAAUUCAUUUUCUUGCACAUGCGUUAGUAAAUGUGAACAGCAGGGUCAUGUUCUAUUUAGGAUUUGUAACUGUUUGAAUUGUCAUCUAAAUUAUUAACAUGCUGAUUAUCUAAUAGCUAAUAUGUAAGAAAAGUAAAGAUUUAUAUCAACUG